Harmonia axyridis is the source of this 3333-nucleotide messenger RNA. RefSeq lists its product as uncharacterized. The coding region runs from base 1 to 3333 and encodes 1110 amino acids. NCBI's taxonomy places the organism in Eukaryota, Metazoa, Arthropoda, Insecta, Coleoptera, Coccinellidae. The transcript is spliced from 5 exons. The record is from RefSeq and is a predicted model, not a curated record.
AUGAAUACAAGCAGAGAAUAUGUGGAAUACAAGAUGAAUACAAGCAGGAUACACGUGGAAUACAAGAUGAAUACAAGCAGAGUACACGUGGAAUACAAGAUGAAUACAAGCAGAAUACACGUGGAAUACAAGGACACAGGAAGAACCUACAGAGAAAUUUCAACAACUACGUGGAACGAGAUUAACCCAGGGAAACUAUCUUACCCGAACCUUCUUGCCAACAGAGUGAGACUGAUCCUCCAGAACGAAAAGUUGUCCAGUGUUGAAUUGGAAGUCAUUAAGAAAAGCAUAAGGCCUCACACGACUAUCAAAGCAGAGAACACAGAUGCCGAUAUCAAGGAAACCCAUCCAGAGACCCAAAUUGAACCAACCCUUCAAUGGGACAAAACCACCCAACUCUUCAUGAAAAACUGGAAGAUGUAUGCAAAAGUAUCUCCGCAGGAUAGACCAAGAAUACCAAGGCUCAAAGGCUCACGAAAAAUCCUGGAAAGCGUUGAAAGAACAAACUCGGCGAUAAAAUCUAGAAUACAAGAGGGCUCCGAUCUUGAAGAUCUGAUUGACUGUGUGUACGCGGGGGCAAUCACAGUUUGUGAGGAAAAUGGGAUUAUACUGUGCGAUAGAGAAUUCAAGCCGAAAGAAGAAAAAAUGACUCCUUGGAGAACGCGCCUGGAAAGAAAAAUUAUCAAUAUUAGAAAAAAAAUAGCCUCAGAACAUCACAUCAAGACGAAUAACGAACAACUCAGGCAGAAGCUUAUAAUAUUAUCUGAUACUCUGAAACAAAAAAUCAAGGCUUUAGGAAACCGUAUCAGGCGAUAUAAUGAAAGGGUUAAAAGAUAUAAAAAUAACCAACUGUUCUACAAGAAUCCCAAGCAAUUCUAUCGCACACUUGAAGAAACAUCGAUAAACAACAAAGCUUACCCAAAACUAGAAAGCGAUCACGAUGAUGAAGCGUUCUGGAUCAAGGAAGCAGAAACCGAAUCUGAUAAAUAUGUUAUGGAACAAAUAAUCAUAACUGAGCAAGACAUAAAAACCGUUCUCAAAAAAACAAACAACUGGUCUGCACCCGGACCUAACGGGAUUCAUAAUUACUGGUGGAAAUAUUUUGAUUCGACGCAUAAUGACCUGGCGAAGCUCUUUCAAAAGGCCUUAACCAACCCAUCAAUUAUACCUGAAUCCUGCACACUUGGAAUCACGCAUAUGCUUCCAAAAGGAGCGAACGGUGAAGAUCCUAAAAACUACCGACCAAUCACGUGCCUCCCGACGAUAUAUAAGAUACUCACGGGAAUACUUACACAAAAACUGUGGAAACAUGUUGGCAGGUACAAUAUCAUGGCACGUGAGCAAAACGGCUGCCGAAGGGAUGCCAAGGGGUGCAAGGAACUACUGAUCAUCGACACCAUCAUCACAAAGCAGGCAAAAAAGAAACAGCGUAACUUGUCCAUGGCGUGGAUUGACUAUAAAAAGGCCUAUGACUCUAUACCACACUCAUGGUUAAAAAAAGUCCUCAGGCUAUAUGGUGUAUCAGAGACAAUGAUCAAUCUACUCGAACAUCUGAUGGCAAAAUGGAGAACGCGCUUGCACGUGAACACUGACAAGGGAGACUACACGACGGAAGAGAUCAAAAUCAUGCGGGGAAUCAUUCAGGGAGACAAACUAAGCACCUUGUGGUUCUGUCUUGUGAUAAAUCCAUUAAGUAAACUGCUCAACACAUCCAGAUACGGCUACGUGGUAGAGAAGAGGAACAACACCAAAAUAAACCACCAACUCUACAUUGAUGAUCUGAAACUGUAUGCCGCCAACGAAGAACAACUAAUGAGAGAACUCAAAAUAGUGGCUUCAUUCACUGAAACUAUAAAAAUGGAGAUGGAGCUGGAUAAGUGCGCUGUACUUCACGUGAAGAGGGGAAAGUUAACAGAAGGUGAAGCAAUGAGGGUUCAAGAACAAAUUACAAUCCAAACACUGGGACCGGAAAAAACCUACAAAUACCUGGGCAUCCAACAAGGCCUAGAAAUAAAAAACAGUGAGGUCAAAAUUACAUUCAAAGAAAAAUUCAUAAGUAGGCUUAAAAAAAUCUUACAGAGCAAAUUGAACUCCAGAGCAAUGUUCACGUCAAUAAGCACAUGGGUGGUGCCUUGUUUAGCCUACUCGUUUGGAAUAAUCAAGUGGUCAACCGCUGACCUUAAGGCCAUCGAUACACAGGUUAGGGGACUGUUAACAAGGUAUGGAAUGCACCACCCAAACGCCUCCGUCAACAGACUUUACAUGCCGAGAAAAGAUGGCGGAAGGGGAAUACAGGACAUUGAAACUGCACACUACAACACAGUCAAAGAAAUGAGAGAAUACUUCAAAUCAAAAAACUUACCUUUCUUCAAAGCACUAUCUUCAGAGGAUGACAAUAUAACAGCAUUAAACCUGUUAUCGAAUAGUGAUCCAAUCGCACCCCCCACCAUCCAGGAGUUAUCCGAGGUAUGGCAUGGCAGGGCCCUCCAUGGUAGAUUCCCAACAGUCCUGAAACAUAGAAAAAUUGAUAAGGAUCGAUCGCUUGCAUACCUUAGAGCUGGUUACCUUUUCCCGGAAACGGAAGGCAGAUUAACAGCCAUACAAGAUCAGGUUGUGGCCACCAGAGCAUACCUAAAAAACAUAAUAGGGAAAAAUCUUACCACAGAUAGAUGCCGCAAAUGCUCAAAAUCACCUGAGACAAUACAGCAUGUCACGUCGUCCUGUUCCAUCCUCGCACUUAGAGAAUACACUGAUCGCCACAACGCCAUGGCAAAGGCAUACCAUCAAGCACUUGCCAAGAAACAUGGAUUAAUCGAAACAAUACGGCCGAUAUAUGAAUACUCACCAAAAGAGAUCCUGGAAAACGAAGAGGUAAAGAUUUAUUGGGACCAUCCACUCGUAACAGAUAGAUCCAUUCCACACAAUCGUCCCGACAUUGUUCUCUUCGAAAAAACACUCAAGAAACUAAUUAUAGCUGAUGUUACCAUUCCAGCUGAUGACAAUGUUGAGAGAGCAUACAUCGAGAAAAUCAUAAAGUAUCAUGAUCUGUCCUUCGAGUUGAAAGAAAUUUAUGGAUUUACCUGCUCGACAAUCCUUCCACUCGUCAUUACAACUAACGGUCUAGUCGAAACACAUUUGCUGGAGAACACAACGAAGCUCGGCCUCGAUGAGAGCAUAAUUGGCGAUGCACAGAAGGAGGUUAUCCUGUGGACCACACGGAUCGUGCCUAAAAGCGUUUUUAAAGGUUCUGGUGGUGGUUUUAGCGGUGGCAGUGAUAUUUUUCCAGAUGCGCAACAUAAACCAGAUGAUUCACCUUUGUACUUGAAAGCAUGA